UUUAAUUGUGAAAAUUGACAUAUUGAUCAUCAACCAUUCGAUAUUGAGUAACAAAAAGAAUCUGUCUGCACUCUGUUGUCGAAGUUGAUUGAAGUCAUACGUGACGUAGGUUUGUCUGUAGUCUGUGUAUUGGUGUGGUGCUUGAUAGAAGUCCAGCGGCUAUGAUUUUCUUGUGUUUAGCAGUUGAAUUUUAACUAAAAUGCUUUUCGUAUUUAGAUAGCAAUAGUUUAGAUUAGUUUCUUAGCUUGUGAUAUCUAACGGAUAGUUAAUUGUUGAUGUUUAGCCUCUGUUACAAGUUACAGUGUUUUGUUCCUGGGGGAUUCCAAAAUGGCGCUUGCUCCAAGUGUGAAUUGUUCCUUAGAUGAAAUUGACUUAAAUGCGCUAAAGGAUCCAGCGGGUAUAUUUGAGCUGAUCGAGGUGGUGGGAAAUGGCACCUACGGCCAGGUGUACAAGGGGAGGCAUACCAAGACGGGCCAGUUGGCGGCCAUCAAAGUUAUGGAUGUUACCGAGGAAGAAGAGGAGGAAAUAAAACUUGAAAUAAACGUUCUAAAGAAGUACUCGAACCACCGUAACAUCGCCACCUACUAUGGGGCGUUCAUAAAGAAGUCGCCGCCUGGGAAGGACGACCAGCUGUGGCUGGUGAUGGAGUACUGCGGCGCCGGCUCAGUCACCGACCUCGUCAAGUCCACCAAGGGUCAGAGUCUCAAGGAGGAGUGGAUCGCCUACAUCUGUCGCGAGAUACUGCGCGGCCUCGCCUACCUGCACUCCAACAAGGUCAUACAUCGUGACAUCAAGGGACAGAAUGUGUUGCUCACCGACAAUGCUGAGGUCAAGUUGGUUGACUUUGGUGUGAGUGCACAGCUGGACCGAACCAUAGGGCGGCGCAACACAUUUAUUGGCACACCCUACUGGAUGGCACCCGAGGUGAUCGCCUGUGAUGAGAACCCAGAUGCCACCUACGACAACAGGAGUGAUCUAUGGAGUUUGGGAAUUACGGCAUUGGAAAUGGCCGAAUCACAGCCUCCACUGUGUGAUCUGCAUCCAAUGAGAGCGCUAUUCCUCAUUCCAAGGAACCAACCUCCCAGGCUCAAGUCCAAAAAGUGGGCCAAGAAGUUUCACGGUUUCAUAGAGACAGUGCUGGUGAAGGAUUACCACCAGCGGCCCUACACGGAGCAGCUGUUGAAGCACGCCUUCAUCCGCGACCAGCCCACCGAACGCCAGGUGCGCAUCCAGCUCAAGGACCACAUCGACCGCUGCAAGAAGCGCAAGCAGGAGAAAGAGAGGGAAGAUUAUCGGUACAGUGGGAGUGAGAAUGAAGAAGAAGAACAGCCUACAGCCGGAGAACCAUCGUCGAUUGUCCAGGCUCCUGGCGACAAUACACUCAGGAGAAACUUCCAGCAAAUACAGGAGGGUCGCACUCUCACCCAGAAUGAGUCAUCGGCUAAAGAGUCGAAGUCAUCACGUGACAAGGGAGAGAGGGAGGAGAUCCCAGAGCCAGGACCUCCAUCGCGGCCCCCCAUACCACAGCGUCUCAUCGUGGUACCGGAUCCGCAUCCCCCUUCAAGGCCUCUUCCCCCUCCACCCCGCGACGACCGACACAAGUCGAGUGGUCAGUCUUCUCAACAACAGCAGCAACCACAACAACAGCAACAACAGAGGAAUUCACAUGUGUUCAAACCUAUGCUGCCACCAAGGCGACCUGAGGACCUAGACAAACUGGCCGCACAGCUGAAUGAGUUAGGCGUGAGAAGCGGAGGUGGUUCCUCCUCUGGAGGAGGAGGAGGCGGUGGCAGCCGGGGGCAGCAGAACGGUGGCGGUGGGGGUGGCAAGAGUGGAGGUGGUGCCGCCCCCAUACUGGUGUCCGACUCGGAUGACGAUGACACUGAUGACGAUGAUGAUGAUGACCAGCUAGUGAGUGGGGGCAGCAGGAGGAAUGAUGGCACACUGCCGGCUAGUGAUCCGCCCAAACCACUUCCUGAAUUCUCUUACAGGCCCGUGGAUAACUCACAGCUCGGAGGCAGUGAGGGAAAAGUAAUGUCAGGUGGUGCUCCAAACCGACCCCUCCCCCCUACUCCUGACGAAGAAGAGGGGACACUCGUUAUGCGCAGGAAACAGCAACAGCAGCAGCAGCAGCAACAGGAGAACCAGAUACAAAAUGGCGGCUCAAAGCGGCAUUCCGAUGUUGACGAACAGUCGCUGCUGAACGAGUGGGGGUUCUCACGCAUCUUCCAGGGACUCAACGACCGCAUUAAGGGCAUCGGAAGCAAUAGUAAUAAUAGUGAGGAGGCGAUAAAGACUAGUACAGCCAAAAAGAAGAGCAGUGGUGCCGAUGUGGCGCGGUUUUUCCGUAGAGAGAACUCUGAUUUCUUUGUGCCGUCCACACGCCAUUCGGCCGUUUUCAUGGAGGGAGCUGGGGAGGAGGGGGGCAAAUUGGGACAGAAGGGGGCACAAAAUGGCGGCGGCUCGAUGAGACGGGUGGCGCGACCUAGACGGGAGCGCACUGAAGGCGAUAUUGUGUUGACGAGGUCCCGACAUGAACUGAGAGACAGCCUGGAGGCGAGACGACGCGAGGUGGAGGCCAGGUUCUCGCGUGAUGCAGAGCGCAUGCGCAAACAGCAACUGCAGCGGCACACUGUUGCCAACUCGGCCGUCGGCGCUGUUGCCAGCUCGAACAGCAGCCUAGCGGCCGCCGCUGAAACUACUAGCGAGAAUCAGAGCCGCGAUGACCGCAGAGGCGAUUUGCACCGCAUGGACUCAUCUCCCGGCCAACUGGGUACUCCAGGCUCUAGGACCAGCUCCGUAUUACCUGAUCUCCUCACACAGGCAUCGUCCUCACCUGGUACUCCCAAUCAACGACAGGAUAAGUCCACUAGUGAAGAGUACCGGCAAGCGGUGGCCAGCCAGCAACAGUCGUCGGCGCAUGCGCAGUUGUCGUCAUUUGUUGGCUAUGAUCUGCAGCAGAAGCAGCGCUCGUUCCUGACGUUCGGCUUCGGGGCGGGCGGAUCGGGCGGCUCACGACGCGAGUCACACGUCAACGUGAAUGUGACACCCACCUCACACGAUCUGGCCAGUGACACGCCCGAGAUACGCAAGUACAAGAAGCGAUUCAACUCGGAGAUACUGUGCGCUGCCUUGUGGGGCGUGAACCUGCUGAUCGGCACUGAAACAGGCCUGAUGCUGCUCGACCGCAGCGGACAGGGCAAGGUCUACCAGCUGAUAUCGCGGCGCAAGUUCCAGCAGAUGGAAGUGCUCGAAGGUCAGAACAUCCUGGUCACCGUAUCGGGCAAGAAGAACCGCGUCCGCGUCUACUACCUCUCCUGGCUCAAGUCGAAGAUUCUGCGCACUGACGGAGUCAGCGAUCAAGUUGAACGAAGAAACGGCUGGAUAAACGUGGGUGAUAUACAGGGUGCUGUACACUUUCGUAUCGUCAAAUACGAGAGGAUAAAGUUCCUUGUGAUUGCACUGAAAGACAGCAUCGAAAUCUACGCCUGGGCACCGAAACCUUACCACAAAUUCAUGGCCUUCAAGUCGUUUGGCGAGCUAGCACACCGACCUCUGUUAGUCGACCUAACGGUGGAAGAGGGCACAAGACUGAAAGUCAUCUACGGAUCAGCUGACGGAUUCCACGCGGUCGACCUUGACUCGGCCUCUGUCUACGACAUAUAUCUGCCCAAACAUACGCAAGGUGCCAUCUCACCGCACUGCAUAGUGGCCCUACCCAACUCCAAUGGAAUGCAGCUCCUGCUCUGCUACGAUAACGAGGGAGUCUAUGUCAACACCUACGGCAAGGUGUCGAAGAACAUAGUGCUGCAAUGGGGCGAGAUGCCGACAUCGGUGGCCUACAUUGGCACGGGACAGAUCAUGGGUUGGGGCAACAAGGCCAUCGAGAUCCGAAGCGUGGAGACGGGCCACCUUGACGGCGUCUUCAUGCACAAGAAGGAGCAGCGACUCAAGUUCCUCUGCGAGCGCAAUGAUAAGGUGUUCUUUUCAUCGGCCAAAGGAGGCUCCUCGUGUCAGAUCUACUUCAUGACACUGAACAAGCCCGGCAUGGCCAACUGGUGAACAUUUACUGCUGUCAUCAAAAUCAUCUGUUAUUAUCAUUAGGAUGACAAGAAUCGCUUGACUUGAUGCCAGUAUGUAAAAUGUAUUACGGAGCAGAGCUGAUCGUUGUGAGUGAGUGCAUAUAGACUGAAAUGACAUGAAAUGUUGGCAGUUGCUAGAGCAAUUGCAGUUCGUAUGCAAUUAAUUGCAUAUUGCAUCCACCAACUGUUUUCGUUAGUGAGCAGUUAUUAGAAAUCGUUAUUUCUUUGAAUAUCGAAUUGUGUACAGUUCUAACCAAUUUAUUUAAAAUUAUUGUUUUGUACGGUCUGUGUGUGAUAGAUAAUGGAUAUAGUACGGCUUGUAAACUCCCCCCCCCCACAUACGAUGUGCAUAUCUCGUUUAAUAUAGCUAAGAAUGGAAUUUGAAGUUUUGAAUCGAUAUAAAAUAUAUAGAUAAUAGACAAUGCAAACAUUGAUACUCAAGAAUUAUCCUUGAAUUCUAUGUUGGGAGUCAGUAUUCAAUGCAGAAGGUAAGGUUAAUCAAUCUUGGUAAAUCUCAAGUAGAUAAGAGAAAUCCAAACUAUUGAAAAAAAUUAUAACAAUUAUUGAGAUUCACAGUUUUAAAAUAUUGGAACUUUAAUAUUAUCGAGCAGUUCAAGUAUAAAAAUUGAUAACUAAAUUUAAUUAUUUUUCAAAAGUGCUGUAAAUAUAACCUUUGUUUUCUUGAGUUAGUUCUUCAAAUUAAUUGCUCAACCUUGAAUUAGAGAAAUUCAACCUUCAUUUAAUUCAGUAAGUUUGGAGUUGGUUGUCAAGAAAUUUUAGGGUUGCUCAUUGAUGUAGACUUGCUUUUUAGAUUAUGUUUGGUUAGAAACAACAUCUGAAUUUAAAAAGAUGAGAAACUCAAAAAUGGGGGAAAUGUAUGCGGCAAACAUGAGUUUUUAGCUUCAUUUCAAUAAUGAGUGAACUCAUUUCAUAGGUUUUGAAGUGGAUACUUCACUAAAGCAUAAAACUUGAUGUAAAAUAUAAUAAAUUACGGUUCAGGAAUCUGAAAUAAUAUAUAAUAAAAAUAUUGAUAAACUUCAUGAAAUUCCUGAAUGUAUUCUCCGGAUAAAAUACAUUGAUAUUUCUAACGUAUAAACCCCUAAUUAUGGAAUAAUCAACCCAGAAUCAUACAAAAAUAUUCAUAAAGUAGGCUGAUUUCAUAAAGUAUCUUUAAUACUUUUGCUGGAAAAUUGACAAAAAUUAUAGAAAAACAUUGUUGUAGUGGAUUAAUUUUGACGAUUCCAUGACUGUAUACCAGACUGACUUUUCUCAAAAAUUGAACGAAUCCAACAAAAUUUGCAUUGAGCAGCCUGCUAUAUAUCUAAUCAUGUUCGAAUAUUGUAAAUAUUUCUCUCUAAUACACAAAUAUAAAUUUGCUAGUCAAAUUAUUUUCAUUCAUGUAAUGAAAAAAGUUAUCGGAUUUUUUCUUUAUGAGUGGUGGUGCUUGAUGAACAUUUGUAGAUAGAAAUUAUUUGCUCCAAAUUUGUGUAAAAUAUAUUAUUGGUUAAUAAUAACAGAAACGAUUGAUCUAUCACAUUGAUUGUAGCUCCAAUAUUGUUACAAUAUUACUAAUGGUAUCGAUUAGAAAACGCCCCAAGUUUUAUGUAAUAAGACCGUACAUAGUUAGAAAAAGUUUAUUGUAACAUUAUCGAAAUUGUUGAGUUUUAGGAAUGUGGUUAAUAUUCUACAAAUAUCGACUUUUCGUUUUCCAUUAUUUCUAUCGAGAUUUGAUUGAAAAGUUCUGUUAAUUUGGUGGAAUUUUGAUUAUACGCGUUGGUGAUUGAAAAGUGUCUCAGGAGUGAUGUGCUAUCAUAAUACUAUUCGAACUAUGAAUAAUUAAUACACAAAACCACGUACAUAACGUUUAAACUUUUUUACAUAAAUAUUUGAUAAAUAAUUGUUUACUAUCGCAUCAUCUUAUAUGUAUUAGACGUGUAUUCUAAAGCUAGCGGCAAUAUCAGAGGCUUAGUUCGUAGUUCAAAACUGGUGCCUUUUUGUACUUUUUCUUCUUUUUUCAAAAAAAGAGUAGAUAUGUGAGGUAGAGAGUGUAGAGUUUAAAGAUUGAUUACUUUUGAAAUGUGUGUUGAAGGUGGAAAAAAAGUUGAUAGUUUUUCAAGUUUAUGGUGACGUUUUCCCUCAAUAUCAUUUUUUUUUUGUUUUACAUACGAUCUUUGUCACUAAGUUCUAUCACAACUUCUUCUCUACCUUCUCAUCCUCAUCCUUCUCUUCUUCUUUAUCCUGCUCCUCCUCUUUUUUUAGUCCUCCUCAUUUCUCUGCUCCAGCUAAGAAGCUGGGGCAAGUAGCAGUUCAGGGUUCAUCUAAGAGUUCCAUCCCAUAUUCCCUCCUUCUCUUCAAAGAUGAAAGUAUUAUCGAUCGGUUUACACCGCCGUUACGUAACGUUACGCCUGACUUCAAAGAUGAACAACUUGGGCUAAAACGAACAAACAUGGCAGUCAUUAUUUUGUUCACAGAGAAUACAUAUCUACAAGUUUCUGACCAAAUAUUCUCAUUGUUUUUUUUUUGCCAAAUGAAGGCUUGUUUCGAUGAUGGCGUUUUUGUAUAUAAUUUGACACCAUAAAUGAGAUGUGGCUAAAAAAGCCCAUAAUAGAUAACUAAAAUUACAUUCAAACUCACACAAGUAUUCAAUUUUUGAAAAGUAAUACGAGCAAUCUUUCUACAGACUCUCACCACAUGAUGAUUCCAAGUCAGCUCGUGACCGUUUAUUUUUGAAUAACUUUAGAACAACUGUUAACUGUUGUUGUUGCUGCUGUUGCUAAUAACUGUUGUUUGUAGCAUAAACAACAGUGCGUGAGUGAAGACGGAGAAAUUGAAAUUUGGAGGGAGAGAGAUAGAUAUCUAGAGAGAUAGAUGUAAACAACAGUGCGUGAAGACGGAAAAAUUGAAAUUUGGAGAGAGAGGGAUAGAUAUCUAGUUACAUAUCUAGAGAGAGAUAUCUACUCUAGCUGGUGGUACCCGAAGCUAUAGACAGUCUAUAGUGACAGGCGCGGAUACUGUUCACUAUACUACUGAGGAAUGGAAGGUUCUAUAGGAAAGAUUGUAUAAAUAACAGAAUAUAAUAGUUUUGCACUCUGUUGUUUCAAAUGGAGUAGUUCACACAUGUAACGCUGAUUCGUAACGCUAAGCCCGCUCAAUAGCUGUGACAUAUCUGUCGGGGUGUGAAUUUGUUUGGGUUUAAAAGCUUCUCAGAGACUCUUAUUAGAGAGUCUCUCUCCAAAACAACAUCUUCACAAUUUUACAAAUGAGUAGGAAGGUUUAUCAAUAAUUUUAAAGCCAAAAUUGAAUAUCUCAGCGUAACGUUACGUAACGGUUUCCUUCAAACGGCGGUGUGAAAUUAUCAACUUUACCUUGGGCAGAAAAUUGAGAAAUUUAAUCGUUUUCACGCAUCAUAAAAUUAUACUUUUGAAACAACUAAUUUUUCAACUCCAAUGCACAUGAAUUUCAUAAGGUGCGUACAGAUUUACUCGCCGCGAACAUGAGCAAUUCACUUUUAAUCACUUUAAUCAAUUCACUUACCAUUUCUGUAAAAAUACAGAUAUAAUCAACUGAUCAAAAGUGAAUUGCUCAUGUUCGCGGCGCGUAUAUCUAUACGCACCUUUAGAUUCACAUUGUUUACAUUGCUUGUAACGGAAUUUAUAAUUUUAUGUCUUAAAAAAAAUUAAUGUCCAGCUACUAUACAACCCUCUUUAAAAUAGUAAAAUAAGACUUCCGUAAACUAAAUUAUCAUAAACAAGUGUAAGCCCCUGAUAUUGCUUGCGCGUUUCAUGAUAAAAUCACACAAUACGUUUAGAACGGUAGUCUCUCUUGUCAUACUAAUAAAUAUAUAUGCUUCAUUGAAAAAAGCAGCUAGGGAAUAUUUUAAGCAUCACUGUAAAUAAUGGUCCACUUUGUGUAAGACAAUAACCUACUGAUUGCUUUUGUUUUCUCACAAAACCAUAGAAUUGAUGUGAUUUGAAAUUGUCACAACCUUUUAUUUAUGAAAAAAAAAGUUGAAAGGAGUUUUGGUUGUAACGCCAUUAUGAGACAAGAUUAUUUACAACGUUUACUAGAGAUUAAUCAAUCGGAAUUACUUUUGCAAAAAUGUUUCAAUAAUAAGUUUUUGUGAUAAUUUCAAAUAAUUUUAUUCAACAUGGAUAUCUCUCACAAUAUAACCCUCACUUCAACACAGAAUAUCAUUGAUUUUCUCAUAAAAUGUACCAAAUGCCAUCAACUAAUUAGUGUACAAUUAUCUGAUUUUAAUACAGUUUUGUAGUAAUCAAAUGUUCGAUGUUCCCUAGCUGUAUAUUAUGCAGAAGUUGAGGAAGGUUUUAUACAAAUUCGUAUAGAUUAAAUUUAAAUGAAUCGGCUAGCUCGUCAAAUUUGAUAAACGAAUAUAGUCUGCACAAUUUUUUCAGCUCAUCACCAGUUUUUGAACGUUGUGUUCUGUUCACUUUUCGUUUAAGGUAACGAUUUUGUGAAGUUUUUCGAAAAUCUCUGGAAAUUAGAUGUGUCAAAGGAUAGAGUUAUCGAUUGUAAGUGACUCGGUUAGUUGGAUAAUCGCUGAUCAAAUUUGAUCUUUGAUCAAUCGUGGUGUUUAACUGACUCAUUGGCUUGUCGUUAAUCAUUAUAUUGGGUUAGUCUCAAAUACAGUAUAUAAUAAAUAUUGUAUACAAGUCUAAAAAAACAUCUUUGGAAGUCUUGAAUUUAGAGAGUGCUGUAGUUCUUUUCAAGUUGAAGAUUUAUUUAGGUUAAACUUGUCGAGAUCUCAGUCAAAUAUAGUGCUAGCUUUUUUUGAACUGGGUAAAUUUUAACAAGUUAGUGAAACCUUUAUAAAUCUGAUGUUCGUCUCAUAUACAGUAUAAACUAUUGUAAACAAGUCUAAGAAAAUAUUGGGAAGUCUUGAAUUUUAGAGUGUUGUAGUUCUUUUCAAGUUGAAGAUUUAUUUAGGUUAAACUUGUCGAGAUCUCAGUCAAAUAUAGUGCUAGCUCUUUUGGAACUGGGUAACUUUUGACAAAAAGUAGUGAAACCUACAUAAAUCUGAUGAAAUAUUGAUAAAAUUGCAAAUAAUCAAGUGAAUACUUUUCAAAUUUAUCCCUGUUAAAAAACUAUUACUGUUGCUGCACUAUUUACAAAUAUUAAUUUCAUAAUAAUAUGAUAUUAUAAAGUGAUUUAUGGAUGAUCAUCCUUCCAAUUACCAACUGACAAAUGCUAGCAUUUCAUGUUGUAUUGUAAAGGUUUGUUUGAUAAUUAUUCUGAACCCUUGCUGACUUAAUGAUAUUAGUUUGGAAAUGAAACGUUUCUGUAAAAAAAUAAUAUU
Messenger RNA from Nilaparvata lugens (brown planthopper), 9396 nucleotides. Its product is annotated as serine/threonine-protein kinase mig-15. The coding region runs from base 328 to 4062 and encodes 1244 amino acids. Lineage: Eukaryota; Metazoa; Arthropoda; Insecta; Hemiptera; Delphacidae. Gene Ontology annotation, biological process: protein phosphorylation. The transcript is spliced from 26 exons. Gene Ontology annotation, molecular function: ATP binding; protein kinase activity. The record is from RefSeq and is a predicted model, not a curated record.